This is a messenger RNA of Mirounga angustirostris (Northern elephant seal), 1404 nucleotides long. RefSeq names its product Lck interacting transmembrane adaptor 1 (gene LIME1). The transcript is spliced from 6 exons. The record is from RefSeq and is a predicted model, not a curated record. Gene Ontology annotation, biological process: T cell receptor signaling pathway; B cell receptor signaling pathway. Gene Ontology annotation, cellular component: B cell receptor complex. Gene Ontology annotation, molecular function: protein kinase binding. NCBI's taxonomy places the organism in Eukaryota, Metazoa, Chordata, Mammalia, Carnivora, Phocidae. The coding region runs from base 406 to 1404 and encodes 332 amino acids.
CUUGGGUGGGGCUCUGCCGGCAGCCCCUCCCCCACGUUGCCCCUCCCCCACGUUGCCCGACCCCCACGAGUGUGUGGGACUUGAUGCUACAGCAGGGGGAGGAGGUCGUGGCCAGAUGCGUCUCAGGAAGCACCAUGAAUGAGGCAGGAGGACCUGGCGGGUGGGUUUGGAAGUCUGAGAGCCUGGGUUCAGCCCCAGGAUGCAGCGGCCACGAGACCGCCCAGUUCCCGUGCUGUGCCUGCCUCCUCACCGGUGUGUGCCCACCUCACGGGGGGAGGAGACCACGAGUUCGGCUCUGGGAGCAGCGCUGGCAUGCUGCACACGCCCGCCAAGUGAUGUCUAGACCCCACACGGGGGCUGCGGCAGGAGCGAUGGCUGCAGAGCGUUGAGUGGCUGCUUGGGGAGAUGCAGGGAGAUGCACAGGCAGGAAGUGAGGUGGGGAGCGAGGCUGAGGGCUGUACAGAGGCACUUCACAGGGUGCCCAGGCCGCCGGGCCUGCUCCACACGGGGCUGAGGAGGGGCCACCACGCGCCGGCCUUGGCCUACCUGCGGCUUCGCAGGAUGGGGCCACAGGUGCCCUCAGCCCCUCCUGCCCUCUGGGUCCUCGGGUGCCUUGCCCUGUCCCUCUGGCUGUGGACACUGUGCACGGCCUGCCACAGGAAGCGGGUGCAGAGGCAGCGGGCCAGGCCCCAGGGCGGUGUGAUGCCAGCGGAAGCGUCACUGCUGAGACGACACCACUUCUGCACCCUCAGCAAGUCGGACACGAGACUGCACGAGCUGCAUGGGGGCCCUGCUGGCUGCAGAGCUCCGCGGCCUGCCAGCAUGGAUAUCCUGCGCCCACAAUGGCUGGAGGUGCCCAGAGGCACCAGCAGGCCUAUGGCAGCCUUCUCACACCGGGAACUGCCCCAGGCAAUGCCUGCUGCCACCUCACCCUCCAUCUGCCCCGAGGCCACCUAUUCCAAUGUGGGGCUGGCUGCAAUCCCCAGGGCCAGCCUGGCAGCCAGCCCUGUGGUGUGGGCAGGGGCACAGCUAACCAGCAGCUGUGCCAGGCCUGGGCCUGAGGCCAGACCUGAGGUGGCGGAGUAUGCUUGUAUCCAGAAGCUCAAGGAAACAGAUCAGGGCCCCCAAAGCCUGGGGCAGGGGAAGGCCAAGCUGACCCCAGCUGUUCAGGUGGACAUCCUGUACUCCAGAGUCAGGAAGCCUAAAAAGAGGGAUCCAGGACCUGCCACAGACCAGCUGGACCCGAAGGGCAGGGGAGUAAUUCCGCCUCUGGGAAGUGACCAGUCCUACGAGACCCUCCCACUCAGGGGCCUGGGCAAGGAUGAUGGCCUCCUGGAAAAUGUGUAUGAGAGUAUCCAGGAGAUGCCCGCCCCCUCCCCAGCACCUGGAGCCCUCCUGGUCUAG